AUGAACUCCGAUAUUCGGAAAUGGGCCCGCCAAUGCUUGCAAUGUCAAAGAUCCAAGGUACAUCAUCAUACCGUCACACCUCCAAAACAGUUCAAUUUACCGGAUAAACGAUUUCAACACGUUCAUAUAGAUAUUAUUGGACCAUUACCGCCAUCCAGAGGAUUUACUCAUAUACUUACUGCGAUUAAUCGAUUUACCCGAUGGGCUAUUGCUUGUCCACUCAACGAUAUAUCUGCAGAAAAUAUCGCUUUGGUUUUCUUAGAUCGCUGGGUGUCAAACUACGGAGUACCCACAACUAUUACAACAGACCGAGGAGCUCAAUUUCAAUCAACUCUGUUUCGAGAGUUUACGAGACUCUUUGGAGUGAACCAUAUCUCCACUACAGCUUAUCAUCCUGCAGCGAAUGGUCUGGUGGAACGUUUCCAUCGACAACUGAAAAGCUCGCUUAUGGCACAAGCUGACUCAUCUAAGUGGAGUGAACACCUAUCAUUAGUUCUUCUCAGUAUCCAGACAACUGUAAAAGAAGAUUUGGGAUGUACACCAGCUCAACUUGUGUAUGGUACUACCCUCACAUUGCCUGGUCAGUUAGUUCCGUCUAAUGAUUCAGCUGAAGUAAAUAUCUCCGACUUCACCAACCGCCUUACCCAGCAAAUGCUCCAGCUUCGACCAGUAGCCUCUCGCCAAUCACUUCAGAAAGUUCAAGUUAAUAAGAAUCUACUCACUAGCAAAUUUGUAUUUGUUCGCGUCGAUGCCAUUAGAAAAGGUUUACAGCAUCCAUAUGAAGGUCCUUUUCUAGUACUUAAACGCACCGAUAAAUACUUCACGCUGAACAAACAUGGUAAACCGGAGACUGUUUCUAUCGACCGUCUUAAACCAGCGUACACCGACAGCAAACAUGAAACACUAGCAACGCCGACACCAAUGAACAAUCAGAAAGUCAAUUCAACUCCAACUCUCCCUCUCUUCACUCUUCCCCCUGUACAGACACGCAGUGGACGGCAGAUCUGUAAACCUGCCCGCUAUGUUCAUUUUAUUGACUGA
Messenger RNA from Trichobilharzia regenti, 1041 nucleotides. The record is from the annotation of a GenBank genome assembly. NCBI's taxonomy places the organism in Eukaryota, Metazoa, Platyhelminthes, Trematoda, Strigeidida, Schistosomatidae.